AGAGAGAGAGGGCAGUUUGAAAGAAGAAUUCUGGAGCCUGUGUGCUGAGACUAUUUUAGUGAGAUUAUAUUUAGACAGUGUUUCGGUUUGUCUCGCAGACACACGCACUGAGGAGAGAUCCAACCACUAUUUCAGAAACAGCACAACCCCAAAUACAAGUCUGUCAAAUACAAAAAUAAAAAUGUGCACUUACACACUCUCUGAUUCUCUUCACAGCUAAAUCUAAGUGUCUGCCUCUCUGCUCUGUUAGAAGCCAAUCUGCUCCAUCUCCACUACCGCUGAGUGGAAAUCUUCAUCAUCCUCUCCUCCUGAGCUGCUGCGCCAUCUAAAACCUUCUCCAAGUUUCCUGUGUGGAAGUUGGGGAUUUUCAGCCUCUGUCACACUUUAUAAGAUUAAUGAGCUGAGUGCAGUAAACAGUGCUUUUUUUCUCUCUCAAGGAGCCAUAUUGUAAACGGUGCUGGCUGACUCCGCUCACCUAAUGUUAACCGUCAUUACAUCACCCAGAGGAAAACGAAAAAAUGUCCGAGAGAUGCUCUAUUGUUUGUGCGUUACACCGGGCCGGGAUGCGCCAACCCGCCGCCCACACGGCGCACAUGGCGACCGGGCGCCUUCCCGUUUUUUCUCCCCAGAGCUGACCCCCCGUUAAGACAAAACAAUGGCAGCUAGCCUGUGAUACAGCCCCUCGUUGCCACAGCAUUUGGUGGAAAAAUAAUAAUGCUGCUUCUCACAGCCAUCGCCGCCGCCAGGCCCGGACCCCCGAUUGGCUGUUUUGGGUCACAUGACCAGGAAUUGGCUGCAAUUUCGCCCCAUAGUUCUUCAGUUUAGCCUACCCAGGUCCCCAUACGCUAGUAAUAUCACCAAUAUACACAAUUAUUAUAUAGCCACCGCAUUUACGCCAUUGCGGUCGGGAGCCUACAUGCUCGUGCGUUUUUUCUUUUCGUUUUAUUUUUUUAAGAAGCCACAUUGUGUUGUGUGCGUGCGCGAGCGUGCAUGCGUGCGUGUAUGUGUUUUGUUUUUUUUAUUUUGGGGAAGGGAUUGUUCGGGGGUCUCGCCGUUUGAGGGUGAAGCCGGUCUGAGGGAGCUAUGAAUUUUGAAUUUGAGAGGGAGAUCGGUUUUAUAAACAGCCAGCCGUCCCUAGCAGAGUGCCUGACGUCCUUCCCCGCCGUCCUGGAGUCAUUUCAAACUUCAUCAAUCAAGGAGUCGACAGUAAUUCCGCCUCCCUUCGAGCACACCAUCCCCAGCCUCAGCCCCUGCACAGCCAGCCAGCCGAGACCGACUGCUAGGAGCCAGCAGAACCGGAGAACCUCCGCCACUAAUGGCCUCCAGACGCACCACCGAGGCGCCCAGCAGCCCUGUCCGCCCGGUCAGGCCCCGGCCACGGCCACGGCAGCCCCGGCCGGUCCGCUGGCCCACGAGUUCCCCUGGAUGAAGGAGAAGAAGUCAUCAAAGAAGUGCCCCAAGCCUGGGAGCAGCUCCAGCGGUGGCGGAUCCAUCAUCCCCCCUGCCUCAUCCUCCCCGUCGCCGACCGCCUCCGGGUACGCUUCGGCGGGCAUCGAGUCGCCCACAGACCCGAGCCAGGCCAGUCUGGAUGCUGGAGGAGCCGGGUCCCGCCGGCUGCGCACCGCAUACACCAACACACAGCUGCUGGAGCUGGAGAAGGAGUUCCACUUCAAACAAAGUACCUUAUGCCGGCCGCAGGCGGGGUGAGAUUCGCCGGCGCCUCCCCCCCUGGAUCUCGCCGAGCGGCAGGUCAAAAGUGUGUUCCAGAACCGGCGGAUGAAACACAAGCGCCAGACUACUCCCCACCGGGACGGAGGUGGUGGAGGCGGCCAUGAAUCCAGCGACCCGGGCGGGUUUGAGCCGCUCGAAGGCGCAGAUGCCUCAUCCCCGUACUCAAGCCAGCCGCUGGAAGCAUCUGGCACCGGGGAGGCUACAUCGGAGAGCGAGCCGGGGAGCGGCAAUCCGUCUUCGGCCGCUGCUCCCACCGCCUACGCCAAUGACAGCGGGGACAAUGCACAGCCCACGCCGGAGGAGCGAGGCCGUUUGAGCCGCCCCGAACGCCCACCGCAGCCGGGGCCACCUGGCUCCUCCGCCGCUGCUGCUUCCCACCACUCCCCGCCUGCGUUCAGCGCCACGAACUCCGCAGACAACCCGGGUCUGAUGCAGCUCAGCGAGGCCGGGCCCGCAGCAGCAGCGUCCGAUCCGUCAUUCUCUGAGCAGCGGGACUCCUCCAUCACCUCCACCUCCUCCUCGGCUCCUCCUGCCGCCUCCUCAUCCGCGCUCCCCGACCUGACCUUCUUUGCCGGGGACGCCUGCCUGUCACCCAGCCUGCAGAGCUCACUGGAUAGUCCGGUGGAUUUCUCCGAGGAGGACUUCGACCUGUUCACAAGCACACUGUGCACCAUAGACCUGCAGCACCUCAACUUCUGAGGCCGGCUGCAACCUUUAAACAUGAAGGGAAACUAAAAAGGAGUGAAGGAGUGGAGGGGCACAUGCAGGCCUGUGGAUGAACAAUCGGGCGGAGGAGACGGCACUCGGCGAGGACUCUGUUGUUUAAAAAGCAUAAAAGCUUCUCGGCAACAUUCCUGAAACAUUUCUGAAUGAAAAUUAUGUUCUUUUAAAAAUAUAUUUUUUCGUCUUCUUGCUGGUUUUACUUUGCGGCUGUAAUGUAGUUUAAGAGAGAUGCAGUUCAUUUUAUUUUUUUAAUUUUAAACAUCGAAGGGAAAUUGUUUUUCCACGAUCGAAACGUUGUGGAUUUUUUCUCUCUCCCCUUUCCCAAAUUUCAGGUAUUUAUUGCCUUUCUUGUUUUUGAUCGUUUUUGUUAAAACCCUUAUCAGUAUGCGUGGAUUUGUGUUCUCUAGUCCAUUCUGGUGCAGCUUCAUGGAUCCUUAAUAACUUCUCAGGAACUGUUCACGGAGUCUAGGUGCAGAUAGCCGGACUGCUCUUAGAAAAUCUGAACUGAAGAAUGAAUUUCAUUCUCUCUCUGAACGAGACAAGACGAGAGAGGAGCCCUGCUGAUGACCCGAGUUUUAGACCCUAGUUUAUUUAUUGAGAUUCUUUAAUAGUGAAAAUCCAAAUUAUUUAUUGUACAUAUAUUUUCAUAGUGGAAUAAUAAUAAUAAAAAACACACAAACAUUUA
This is a messenger RNA of Morone saxatilis (striped sea-bass), 3139 nucleotides long. It is a transcript of the gene hoxb2a, whose product is annotated as homeobox B2a. Gene Ontology annotation, molecular function: DNA binding; DNA-binding transcription factor activity. Lineage: Eukaryota; Metazoa; Chordata; Actinopteri; Moronidae. Gene Ontology annotation, biological process: regulation of DNA-templated transcription. The record is from RefSeq and is a predicted model, not a curated record.